This is a messenger RNA of Suncus etruscus (white-toothed pygmy shrew), 1542 nucleotides long. RefSeq names its product caspase-12-like. Lineage: Eukaryota; Metazoa; Chordata; Mammalia; Eulipotyphla; Soricidae. Gene Ontology annotation, molecular function: cysteine-type endopeptidase activity. The record is from RefSeq and is a predicted model, not a curated record. The transcript has 11 exons. Gene Ontology annotation, biological process: proteolysis. Bases 1 to 1323 code for a protein of 440 amino acids.
AUGCAAAAAUUAGCUCAAGGGAAACGAAAGCAACGGGGAAUUCCAGCUAUGGAAGAGAGAAAAUUACAAUUUAGAGAAGGCAGCAGAGGGAUAAAUGAUCCAUUGGAAGCAAUGAAAUUGAUGGCCAAGACCAUGGUGGAUGGUUUUUUGGAUAACUUGGUAGACAAUGAAGUGGUAAACAAGAGAACUUUAAAAAAUUUAGGGAGUGGGAUCAGCAACUUAAUAGAAGGGACUGAAAGUCUGAUUGAGAAGUUCACAGAGAAAAACCCAGACAAGAUAUACCUUGUUGUUGGCAACGCCAACAAACAGCUGAGUUUAAAAUUUGUGCCUGAAAGUGAUGACGAUGAAACUGAGAAAGGUUUCACUUUGCUCACAAUUGACUCUGAAGAUGAGAAUGAAGAUGAGAAUGGAGAUGAGGAAAGUAACGAAUCAGCCCAGGCACAGGGUUUGUCUCCAACAGAGAGCAACGCAAGUGGUGAUGUAUUGAAGCUCUGUCCUUCUGCUCAUUUUUAUGAAAUGAAAACGAAAAGGGCUGAUGAGAUAUACCCAGUAAUGGAGAAGAAGGGUCGAACUCGCCUAGCCCUUAUCAUUAACAACAAAGAAUUUGAAUACCUCAGUAAUCGAAAUGGUUCUGAAAUUGACCUCUGGGGGAUGGAAGCUCUACUGGAAGAACUUGGGUACUCAGUGAUCAUAAAAGAAAACCUCACAGCAGUGGAAAUGAAAGAUGAGCUACAGAAGUUUGCUGCCCGCAAAGAGCAUCAAGCUUCAGACAGCACAUUUCUGGUGUUCAUGUCCCAUGGCGUCCAGAAAGGAAUCUGUGGGAUCAACCACAAGGAGGAUGAGCCGGAUAUUCUUCCUGAUGAUGUCGUCUUCCAGACUUUUAACAACAGAAACUGCAAGAACCUGAGGAAUAAACCCAAGAUCAUUAUCAAUCAGGCCUGCCGAGGCAAGGGGAAAGGGAUGGUCUGGGUGCCUGAUCAAGCUGAAGACUCCGCAUGUAGACGGUCUAGAAAGCCCUCACAGACCAGUGGAAUGGCCCUUCCCAUCCAGAGUGAUGCUGUAAUUCCGAGCCACGUGGAGAGGGACUUCAUUGCUUUCAGAUCAUGCACUCUACAUAACAUUUCUAUGCGUCUGGAAACGGGUGGCUCGCUCUUCAUCUCCCAACUGAUUCGGUGCAUCAAAGCCUAUUCUUGGUGUUGCCAUCUGGAGGAGAUUUUUCGAAAGGUUCAAAAUUUAUUUGAGAAUCCAAGUGAACUGGCCCAGAUGCCCACAAUUGACAGAGUGACUUUAACACGCUAUUUCUACCUCUUCCCUGGGAAUUAAAAUUUUCAGGCUGGAUCUCAGGACCCCUUAAGUGAAAAAUAUGUACAUUGAAUGUCAGGAUGGACAGUUGGCAUUUGAGUUUUCUCUGGAUUCCUUUCACUGAGUUGCUUGCCUUACCUGUCUUUGAUGAGACUCCAAAAUAUCAGAGCAUUACUGACUUUUAUACUGGUGCGGAGCCAGUAUAGGUGCUCCAUUCUGGGAUGACACUUCUAAACACCU